This is a messenger RNA of Dentiscutata erythropus, 378 nucleotides long. The record is from the annotation of a GenBank genome assembly. NCBI's taxonomy places the organism in Eukaryota, Fungi, Glomeromycota, Glomeromycetes, Diversisporales, Gigasporaceae.
AUGUCUUUAUUUGAAACAGAAGGAUCGGAAUUUAGGAAUAGCUAUUUACGUAACAGACUUCAAAAUAAUCCUCUUGAAAAUAAUUAUUUUCAAAAUAAUUUUCAACUCCAGUAUCAUAUUAAUGAGCUUCAACGUGGCUUAUACUACCAACAAUUAGUUAAUGUUUUUCGCCAGCUCAACAUAAAUAAAAACAUAAAUGAAAACGUAAUUGAACAUAAAAACAAAGAAAUAAUCAACCAAAAUCAUAAAGAUUUUAGUUAUGAUUAUGAUAAAAAUUAUUCACAUCAAGAAAUAGCUUUUACAUAUAUUGUACUUUGGCGAGCACAACCACAAAAAAAAGUUUCAAAGUUCGGUACUUUUAUUUUAGUUUUUAUGUAG